GUGUCUCUGCUGCUGGGAAACUCCAGCGCUCGCUACUUCCCGUAAAACAACGAGGGACACGAGCGUUAUGCAAGAACUUUAUUUAUUGCUGUGUUCUAUAUCUAUUAUUAUCAUCAAUAAAAAACGAGCUGUUUUCUGAGAUUGUGCAAUUGAACUCCAAACGUGAGUGGACGCCCCCGAGGAAACACUGGAGGAGGUUUUAUAUUCACCUCAGAAGACGAAGAGUCCGAUCUGCAUAGUGAGCGCCGGGUCUCAGCUGCGUGAACACAAACCAACAGGAGAAGACAUCAGCUCUGAUUUCACCUGGAAGGGGCGUCGUGUGUGUGUGUGGAACUAGGUGGGACUCCCCCGGGUGUGAUGGCGUCCUCCGGCCAGUUUCUGGUGCUGCUGCUCCUCAGCUUCGUCUCAGCCUCACUCGCCUGCUCCUGUGACCGAUAUCCCUGGAGCUCGUGGUCCAGCUGCUCCAGGACCUGCAACCACGGAACCCAGCAGAGACUGAGGAACUUCAAGUUUGACGACUACUACUGGAAGAGCAGCUGCCCUCAGCUGUGUGACCGAGUGGACAGGAGAGGCUGCAACCAGCAGGCCUGUCCCAUCGACUGCCUGCUGACGCAGUUCGAGCCCUGGUCCGACUGCUCACCCUGCGCCAGGAAACAGUUACGCACCCGCUCCGUCCAGAGGCCGUCUCAGUUCGGGGGCUCGGCCUGCGGGGUGGAGCUGACGGAGGAGAGGCCCUGCUUCCCCUCCACAGAGUGCAAGUUAGCGCCUGUCGACUGCAGAGACGACUUCAAGUGUGAUAACGGACGCUGCAUCAACUCCACGCUGACGUGCAACCGGCAGAACGACUGUGGAGAUAACUCUGAUGAGAGGGACUGUGCCGUCCCCUCCGUCGUGUGCCCGGCAGAGAAGAUGGUGGCGCCCGGGGCCGACCUGGUGGGCAAUGGGUUUGAUGCUUUGGCGGAGGAGCCGAGAGGAGCGGUGCUGGACAACAUGUUCAUGGGAGGAAGCUGCGUCAUCAGGAGGCCUCCGACCAUUCUGCUCUACCACCGAGUCCCUCACAACUUUGAAAAGUUCGACAUCAAGGUCGGGGAGCUGCAGGACUUCAGCACUGAGCCACAGCCGCUGCACACUGAAUCCAUCAGUUUGGACAAGUCCAACCCGUCAGGAAGAGCGGACCCGGCGUUUGAAGCUUCAAAGAAAAUGGACUCCAAGUUUUUCCGGGUGCACCAGGUCCUCCCGGUGUCCAGGUUCAAGGUGAAAGAACCGGGCGACCUCGUCCUUUCGCUGCCUUUCCUCCAGUUCCUUCAGGCUCUUCCUCUCCAGUACAACUACGCCCUCUACAGGGACAUCUUCCAGCGCUUUGGGACACACUACUACAGCUCGGGGACACUGGGAGGCCACUACGACCUGCUGUACCAGUACAGCAGAGAGGAGCUCACCAGUUCAGGUGAAACAACAGAGCACGUGAUAGGCUGCCUGGGCAAAGAGACCAGCUGGACCGCCGUCCUCUACAGCCAACACGGCAGCGCCCCCCUCUGCUCCAGCAACACGAUGACUCAGAAAUACAAAGGCUCGUACAUCCAGGCGGCGGAGAAGUCGUUCUCCAGGGUGAAGGGAGGACGGGCCCGGGAGGCAGCUGCUCUGGCCUGGGACCGGCAGGGCCCCGCUCCGGACCGAACCUCCUACAAGAACUGGGCCAAGUCUGUCCUGGACAACCCUGCUGUGGUUGAUUAUAAGCUGCUGCCCAUCAUAGACCUGGUUCGCGGGAUCCCCUGCGCUGCGACGAAGAGGAGGAACCUGAGGAAGGCCCUGCUGCAGUACCUGGGGGAGUUCGACACCUGCAAAUGUGAGCCGUGUCCGAACAACGCCCGGCCCGUUCUGUCCGGCACAGAGUGCAAGUGUGUCUGCCAGACCGGCACCUACGGCACCAACUGUGAGAGACGGGCUCCGGACUUCACCUCAGGUACGACUGAGGCGAUCUGCAGAAAUCUGUCUGAUGAACCUGUUGAUGUGGCUUCUUGUGUCCUUCCCACAGAGGAGGUGGACGGUCGCUGGAGCUGCUGGGGGCCGUGGAGUCGCUGCUCGGCCUCCAUGAAGAGACACCGGGUGAGGGCGUGUGAUAACCCCGCCCCCCUCAGAGGAGGUCAGCCCUGCCAAGGCCCCAACAGGCAGGAGGAGCCGUGUCACAUCAGCAUCUUUGAAUCACAGGGGACGUGUGAUAAUGACGAGGACUUCACUGUGGGCUGGAGAGAGGAGCUGCCUCCUGGCGUUCAGGGCUGUGUGAGGCCACCGAGGCCCGAGAGCAGCUUCCUCAGGAAAGCAAAGCAGUACUAUGACCUUGGUGAGGAGGAGGAGUUCCAGUGCUUCACUGGGUUUGAUCUGGAGGGUUUCCAGUUCUUCAACUGUCUCCCUGACGGCACCUGGAGUCCACCGACAGGAAAAUGCAUCAAGAACCUCUGUCUUCCUCCUGAGAUCCCCGAUGGGAUGACGCUGCUCCCCGACAAAGACCAGUACAGAGUGGGAGAGUCGGUGGGUUUGAGCUGCAUGGAGGCGAACGUGGUGCCGCAGCCGGGAGGUUCAUACCGGUGCAGCACUGGUCUCACCUGGGAGCCUCCGCUGCCGGCUGAGCUGCGCUGCACCGACGAGGAACCGUUUGUCCCCGACGGUCAAUGUGGACCAGGACAGAAACCACAGGACACUCGAUGUGUCUGUGUCCAACGGGAGAGCUGCCAGUCACAACAAGCAGGUCUCUGCGUCCUGAACCUGGACGUCGGCGUCACCGUGUCGAUGUCCCUCUGCUCCUUCCACGCCGGCCGGUGCCACGGCGACCCGCUCUUCUUCGUCAGCGAGGGCGAGUGUGAUGCGUCUGAACUGGGAAAACUGGACUGGGCCCAGUUCAGAGCCAAGAUGUCGCCCAGGAGCUCGGCUCAGGAGCCCUGUGGUCUCGACACCUGCUACGAGUGGGAGACUUGUUCCGCCUUUAAGAAGUGCGAGUGUCGAGCAGCUCGUGACUGUCGUGGACCCAGCGAGCACGUGUUCUGUGUGAAGCUGACGAGGAGCCAGAGGACUCGAGCUCUGGACCUCUGCUCCAUGGCCGCGCUCAAAUGUGCCAGCUACGAGUUUGAGAUCCUCGGUGAAGGAGCGUGUGAGUCCAGAUGAUUGGAUUGUUCCUCUCAGGCGUCACUAAGUGAAGCUGCAGCGUCACCGAACUUCUCCGACCGGGUUUGAUCCGAGAUGCUUUGUGAGGACGUGACAGUGAUUUUGGAAAAGUGUCUCAAAUCAUUCUUGACGACAGGAGGAGAUCGUUUCUCUGUUUAACGUUUUUCACAUGUAAUGAUAAUUACAUUUCUUUCAGUAUGAACCUCCCCCCUGCAUCACUUCCUCACUGUAUAGAAUCUAUUUACUGCUCGGGUAUCGGCCUUCAAAUAUUUGUGAAACCCUGAAAUUACAUUGAAAAAAAUAAAGAAAACUAAACCACGAUUUCUUUAUUCAGUUAAAUAUACGAUAUGUAACUUUGUCCACUAGGGGUCUCUCAAUCAAAACAAUAACAGAACACCUAUAGUUGAUGAUGUCGUGAAGCAGCGUGGGAUCAUGGGAGUUGAUGUCUUCACCACCUUUGUCACAAAUUGAUUAAAUAUUAAUAUUAAUAUUA
Messenger RNA from Pleuronectes platessa (European plaice), 3652 nucleotides. It is a transcript of the gene c6.2, whose product is annotated as complement component 6. Gene Ontology annotation, molecular function: protein binding. The transcript has 17 exons. Gene Ontology annotation, biological process: immune response. The record is from RefSeq and is a predicted model, not a curated record. Lineage: Eukaryota; Metazoa; Chordata; Actinopteri; Pleuronectiformes; Pleuronectidae. The coding region runs from base 358 to 3159 and encodes 933 amino acids. Gene Ontology annotation, cellular component: membrane attack complex.